CAAAUCUCUGAUCUUGCCCUCAUUCGUAAGCGGUUGAUUGUGGGGGAAAGUACACCAACAGUGGCUGUUUGCUAAUUUGCACCUAGUCUUAGUUUAGUCUUGUGGCAUCACUUUACAAGAAGAGAUUUUUGUUCAAUCUUGUAACUCUGCUGUAGAAUUGUAAUCAGCUAUGGACCUUCAAGAAGUGAUGAACACCACCAUACAUCCAUCUUGUUUAAAGGAACCCCCACUCGCUUUUGAUGUCAUAAAGCAGCUGGAUGUUUUUGGGCUGGCCCUGUACUCCAUGCUGACCCUCAUGUCUACUGUAUCCUUGGGCCUGUACCUGGAGGAGUGUGUGUUCAUAUACAGAAAGAUCCCCUAUCCUAAAAAGACAACCGUCAUCUGGGUCAAUGGUGCUGCGCCGGUCAUAGCAACUAUGUCUUGUUUUGGAAUGUGGAUCCCAAAAGCUGUCAUGUUCACAGAUAUGGUCUCUAAUUGUUACUUUGCUGUGGUGGUUUAUAAGUUUCUGGUACUUCUGAUUGAAGAGUGCGGGGGUAGUGAGGCCUUCCUCAGACGGUGUGAGACGAACACCUUCAAGAUCAGCACGGGACCCUGCUGCUGCUGCUGCCCCUGCCUGCCACACGUGGCUGUCACACGGAGAAUGCUAUUCUUGCUAAAACUAGGAUCUCUGCAGUACGCCAUCCUAAAGACAAUCCUUUCAGUCCUGUCUGUAAUAUUGUGGACCAAUGGGAAUUUCGAUCAAUCCGAUCUGGAGAUCACUAGCACAGCUAUCUGGAUAAACCCGUUUGUGGGUGUUCUCACAAUUACUGCCCUCUGGCCUGUUGCCAUAAUGUUCAUGAACGUGUGCAACACACUGCGCAUCUUGAAGAUCAUCCCUAAGUAUGCGAUGUACCAGCUGGUGCUAGUGCUCAGUCAGCUGCAGACAUCCAUUAUCAACAUCUUGGCUUUGGACGGAACAAUUGCCUGUGCUCCCCCUUUCGCUUCUCAAGCCCGUGCAUCCAUGUUAAGUCAACAGCUGAUGAUCAUGGAAAUGUUUAUUGUGACAUUGGUGACUCGAAUAUUGUACCGCCGCACCUACGACCCGCUGCCGACUGACCCCCAUGAGACUGACAAUGACCUGAAUUCUAAGAAGAGUCUGCAGCGUAUCUUGAGCCCUACACAGCAUGCUGUGUGCUGAUACCUCACUUUCAGGCAAACAUGUACUGUGACAUUUCCUGUAGUAUUUUUAUGACAUCAUAAAAUGUAACAUAUUGUUCUGAAAUGGUCCCCUAAAAUGUUGUGGCCUAUGUGCUAAUGAUUGUCAAGCAGGGUUAUUAUGUGUUUGUAUGUUAUGUUAGGUCUAUGCCCUAUGAUUAAACAGUGCACAACCAUUUCAUGUGCAAACAUUGACUGAUAAUCUUUUGUCUGUCUCUCUGCUACUUCAACAAGACAAUUUCUCUGUCACUGAUCAGUAAAGUGUUAUCUAUCAAGCAUAAGGAUUGUCAAGAUGACAGGGUGACUGUCCUCCUCUCCUAUCUCUCCUCCUCCUCUCCUCUCUCCUC
Molecule: messenger RNA, 1541 nt
Organism: Hypomesus transpacificus
Lineage: Eukaryota; Metazoa; Chordata; Actinopteri; Osmeriformes; Osmeridae
Product: organic solute transporter subunit alpha-like
Exons: 8
Coding region: 170-1177 (335 amino acids)
Biological process (GO): transport
Molecular function (GO): transporter activity
Source: RefSeq, a predicted model, not a curated record